AUGGGAUCUGGGGGAAGUAAGAAAAAGGCACCAUCCAACACAAACCAAAGUGCUGGAGGAAACAGGGGGCAGGGAGCUUUAUUAGCAGUACAAGGGGAAAACUCCAACUCGAGUGAUGAAAUGACGGGGAAUACCGGUGCAGAAUUCUCGUUUAGUACAGAAGUUCCUUCCAUUCAUCAGCAAGUAUCUGUUCCUCCUGCUUCACCUCCAGCCAAUACAGCUGGGAAGCAACCACUGCCACCAAUAAAACAGGAAAAAAAGGCGCCACAACCUGAGAGCAAGGGAGCUAACUCAUCAAGGGGAGGUCGUAAACCAGAGGUAGAUAACUCAGGAACUGAGACCAUGGAACAAAAAGUGUCAGAAAAUUCAAAUGAAACUGAAACUCCCACAGGUCAACAAGAAAGUGUCAAAAUGCCGGAAAUUGAGGACAGAGUUAUCCCCCCUGAACCAGAAGAUCAGGGAAAAUUUGAUGAUGCUCUUAGUUCUGCAUGCCUUCUCAUUAAACCAGACAGUUUGUUAAAGAAACUCAAUGUUCAGAAUGUCACUAAAUUACAUCUGCAGAGAGCACUGCCGUCCAACUUCAAAUUACACGAACUUCUCACCAAGUUAACUCACGUACAGGAACUCGACCUGUCCUUCAACAAUAUGGGACCGCAGGCUUUCCGCAGUGUUUGUCUCGCCAUGUGUAACAAUUCAUCUAUUCUCUGCCUCAAUCUGUCUGACAACAAGACAGACACUGACACAUCCGAAUGUAUAGGACGUAUGUUAAGUAUGAACCAGACUUUAGUUUACCUAGACGUCUCUAACAACAACCUCGGCAUCGACUACUUCUCCAAAUGUGUGGGUCCAACCCUGAAAACCAACAACACAUUACAGACUCUUAGGGCCAAGAGUAUAGGGAUGAGGGACUUACGCGUGUUGAUGGAGGGAGUGAAGGAAAACACAAGUCUAACAGAGAUAGACUUCAGUACUAACUCUUUCUCUGAUUCAGUUGGUGUCGCUACAGGCUUUGCACACAUACUCAAGCGUGCUGACUGUGGACUUCGAACUCUGGCCUUGGGGAACUGUGAACUAAAGGAGUCGAGUAUAGAAAUUAUCAGGGAAGGUUUAGAGAGUAAUACAUCUAUGGCUGAACUCAACCUCAAUGGAAACAUGUUUGGGAGCAUGAUGACCUUACUGAAGGUCGUAGUGACUGCCGCGACCCAUCCUAGUAUAACUAACCUCAGUCUAGACAACAUCCAGAUCCAGGAUACAGCCUGUACUAUAGAGGCUGUUAAAUCUUGUGUCCGCCCGGAAGUGAAGCCAAACCUUCAAUUUCUCAGCCUCAACAGCUCGAAAAUCACGGAUAACUUUUUAUCUUCCAUUGCUACUCUUCUCAAGGGCAGACAACUGCCACUUAUUGACCUUGACAUUGGUGCAAAUGAUGAACUGACACCAAAAUGUCUGAUGACAGUGGCUGAAAUGACCUCAGCUGAUGGAAUCCCCAGUGUAUUGCGAAAGUUGAAGUACAGUCUAAUGAGGAACACAACUGGCCUUACAGAACAGUUGACCAGUGGUCAGUUUCCAAAUCUUCACUACCUUAACGUGAGGAAGUCCAAAUUGACCGAUGUCCAACUGUUACCUAACCUCUAUAAGGGUCAAGGAGGCAGCCUGACAACUCUGAUUCUGGAUGGUCAGAAGAUUGCUAACACUGAUAUCCUACAGAAACUGCUGGAGAGUUCUCCUGGCGGAUCCCUGACGACCCUGAGUGUUGGAGCAUGCUCCUUAUCUGUCACAGAUAUUGCUCCUUUGUGUCAGGCCAUUCAGAAGGGCCUCAAGCUACACAUGCUAAAAGUCUCAUCCAAUCGGUUGGAGAACAAAGGCGUGACUGACUUGGUGGAGGCAGUACUUAGUAACAAGACACACCCCCUGGCAGUGCUGGACGUGUCUGACAAUACAAUGACAGAUGAAGGAGCAGUGUCACUAGCCAAGCUGUUCAAUACAAAAAGCCAUACAUCUCAACUACAUAGCCUCAAUGUCAGCUCCAAUGACCUCGGGAAAGCAGGUUUAGUGAGUCUGGCCUCUGUGAUGGGAGGCAAGUCUCCACUACGAACUCUUUAUCUACAAAAUCAGAGUCGUGGGAUGGACGAAGGAGAUAUGGAUGAGGUCUUCAAAACACUUGCCAAGUCAUUAGGUUUUAAAGUGGAAAUGAAGGACGGUGAAGUUGUCCAAAGCUGUUCUGAUCGACCUAAUUUACCUGAAGGACUUGUUGUUAAAUUGUCUCCCCUUGGUGGGAACCCCGGUAAACUCGGAUCUAGUCUGGACAGUCCACGGAUACAGACAGAUUAUGCCAAGGAAAAACUGCCCAAUCUCUCAUUUGCUGACAGUCAGAUCAUCUCUGCUUUCCUGAAGGGAAUAGGUAGUGAUGUAUGUGUCUGGUCCGGAGAGGAAUGGAAGAUGAUUACCGGCUCAAACAAACCUACAACAGAUGCCCCAUCAUGGCUACAGGUGGCAAACAGCAGAGAUUUGGUCACUUAUCUCUGUAACUUACCAGGUAACACAACGAGACAGAAGGUCGAAGCACUACUUGAGAUGGAGGCUGACUGUAACCUUGAGGAGGUCUGCCUCAUGAAGGAUCCUGUGACCAGAAGCAUUAAUGGAGUUGGUUGGGCUCUCCUUGGAGACAAGGAAUCUGUCGCCAAGGCUCUCAAGUUCUUUGACUCUGGCAUGGCCACCAUAUUUGGUCAGGCAUUCUUGAUAUCUCCGGUGAAGGUGAACGUCGAUGAUGAAGCAAACACAGAAUCGCAAGCUAAGGCUAGGGAGGACCUGGAAAAUCGGCGCAAACUGCAGCAACAGGAAGACAAAGAUCACAGACGACUUAUUCAGCGAACGACAGACGAGUCAUGGAAACGUCACGCUUACCGACUCGCACACCCUGCUUAUGCUGACGGACGUAUUUGGUAGUUUCCAUGAUAUAUACUUUACAGCAUGUCUGAUGCUGGAACU
Messenger RNA from Ylistrum balloti, 2985 nucleotides. RefSeq lists its product as uncharacterized. Bases 1 to 2943 code for a protein of 980 amino acids. Gene Ontology annotation, cellular component: perinuclear region of cytoplasm; nucleus; cytosol. Lineage: Eukaryota; Metazoa; Mollusca; Bivalvia; Pectinida; Pectinidae. The record is from RefSeq and is a predicted model, not a curated record. The transcript is spliced from 19 exons. Gene Ontology annotation, biological process: activation of GTPase activity; nucleocytoplasmic transport. Gene Ontology annotation, molecular function: small GTPase binding; GTPase activator activity.